This is a messenger RNA of Penicillium canariense, 510 nucleotides long. RefSeq names its product peroxiredoxin family protein. The record is from RefSeq and is a predicted model, not a curated record. Gene Ontology annotation, molecular function: thioredoxin peroxidase activity. Bases 1 to 510 code for a protein of 169 amino acids. NCBI's taxonomy places the organism in Eukaryota, Fungi, Ascomycota, Eurotiomycetes, Eurotiales, Aspergillaceae. Gene Ontology annotation, cellular component: cytoplasm; mitochondrion; peroxisome. The transcript has 5 exons. Gene Ontology annotation, biological process: cell redox homeostasis; hydrogen peroxide catabolic process; cellular response to oxidative stress.
AUGACAACUCUCAAGCCCGGCGAUGCGUUCCCCAGUGACGUUGUCUUCAAGUAUAUCCCUUGGUCCGAGGAGAGCGGUGACAUUACCGCCUGUGGUAUCCCGAUCAAUUACAACGCUUCGCAGGAGUGGGCGAACAAGAAAGUCGUCCUCUUCUCCGUCCCUGGUGCUUUCACCCCGACCUGCUCUGUCAACCACAUGCCGGGCUACAUUAAGAACCUGCCUCAGCUCCGUGAAAAGGGGGUGGAUAUCGUGGCAGUGGUUGCGUUCAACGAUCCCUUUGUGAUGAGCGCCUGGGGCAAAGCCAAUCAAGUGCGCGGAGAUGAGAUCCUAUUCCUCUCCGACCCUGAUGCCAAAUUCUCCAAGAGCAUUGGUUGGGCCGAUGAGGCAUCCGGACGUACCGGCCGGUAUGCCAUAGUCAUUGACCACGGCAAGGUCAGCUAUGCCCAGAUCGAAACUGAGAGGGGCGUAGUGAAGAAAUCGGGUGCCGAUACUGUUCUCGCGUCGCUCUAG